AACAGGUUUUUGGUUUUGUUCAUCUUGUCAAUUCCCCCCUGCCUUGAUUUCAUUGAUUUCUACCUCUAUUUUUAUUAUUUCCUUUUUUGUUCUUCAGAGGACCCAGGGAUUUGCCUAGAAAAAUUAACCAGAGGCAGAGCCAGAUGAGGGGCCAGCCCCUUGGUCUUAGAUCAAGGCUCACUUCCCAUGGCCUGAGGCCUCCUGUCAGGAUCCCAGAACAGCUGGGAGAAUCAGCAGCCACAGCCGGGCCCCAGCCUGGGCACAGACCUGGGAUGUAUCAUACAGAAGCCUCAUGUGUCUAGUCAGAACUGAGACAUGCAAUAAGUGUAAAAUUUACACCCAAUUUCAAAGACCUGGUACAAAAAAAUGCAAAAUAUCUCAACCAUUUUUAUAUUGAUUACAUUGAAAUGGUACUUUUGGGGAUAUGUUGGAUUAAACAAAAUAUGUUGGAUUAAACAAAGUUAAUUGUACCUAUUUCUUAUUUUAAUCUGGAGAGUGGGAAUUUUUGUAUGAAGUAGUAAUAGCACAGGUAGUACAAGAAUACGUCAAGCACGAUGUGUGACUGUUUUGAGACUGACUGAGGUUUGGUAAACACAAUUAGCUUAACCUGUUUUGUUUUGUGGGAAUGGAAACAGGCUCAAAUUAAGGAAGGGGAGCAUGAGUUCAGUUUUUUCUGUUGCAAAUGGCAGAAAAACAAUUCUGACAACAUGUCCAAAAAAGAAAAAGAAAAAGAAAAAAGAGAAAGAAAAAAAAAGUCAUCAGAGGUUUGCUGAGGACUGACCAAUCUGGCCUAGGAAUGGUGAUGGAGAAAGAGGAGAGCCCAGCUUUCAGUAGCAGGAGCUGGCGACUACCUUUCUCUGGCACUUUUUCCUAUUCUCAGCUCUGUGUCUCAGGUCUCCAGAAGAGAGGCUGAUAGGCCCAGGCUUUGUGGGGGAGACAGGAGCCUGUGAUAGGCUAUUACAUGGCAUCAAUGGUGAGAGGUGGGACAAUUUGCUAAGAAACCCGGGUGACCUAGUGCGUUGGGCUGCAGAAGCUGGAUGGGGAUGCUGGGCAGGCAAAAAUGAAAAAUGUCCCUUACAAGGGUCCCACAGCCUGCCAGCGACUCAAUCCUCCUUACUCCCAGGUCAGUGCUCCUCUCCACACAUGCUGAGUCUCAAUAAAUAUUUGAGUGUCACCCACUUCAAUGGUUUCUGCCUCUCCAGACCCUACCUGCCCUGAGGCAGUCUUGGUCCAGUAACUCUGCGCCAGAGGAGAGCUGGGUUAGGGUAGUAAGGGAGGUCAAACUGGGGUGGGGUAUCCAUCCAUGCUCUCUGCUUUGUUUCCAAGGGUCUUCAGGGCUUUGCUCAAGGGCCAGAACCUAGGAGGCCAGGUGGGCAGCUUGGGAACAAAGGGGCCUAAGGAUUUCAUUGUCAGAAACGUAUCCCAACCGUGAACAGGGGCAUGGACCACAAUGACGGGGUCAUCCAAGCUCCAGCUGGCACCGUGGUGCCUCAGGAACUGCUGAAAGAAAUGCUUUGGUUUUUUCGAGUAGAAGAUGCAUCUCCUUGGAAUUAUUCCAUCUUUGCCCUGGUGGGUGUGGUGAUUGUGAUAAGCAUCGUCCUCCUGAGAAAGAGCAUCCAGGCAAACAGAAAUCAAAAGAUACUGAAGAAAAACAAACCGGAAACAACAACUCUGGAAGUCCAAGACUUGGCUGAGGCCGGAGCCAGAGAGGACAACAACCUGAACAUGCUAAGAGAGACUUUGCUCUCAGAAAAGCAAAAUUUGGCCCAGGUGGAAACUGAGUUAAAAGGGAGAAAGGUGCCACUCGUUCUCCUUCCAGACCCACAAGAAUCUGAGAGCUAAGAGGGGUCCAGAGCACUGCCCCAUGUUGUCAGCAGAUUCAGUGAAUGAACUGCAAUCAAAAUAUUGUUAUGAAAAAAAAACCCUCCCUUUUUAUUAAAAUGCAUCUGAAGUGGG
Felis catus (domestic cat) is the source of this 1956-nucleotide messenger RNA. RefSeq names its product solute carrier family 51 subunit beta (gene SLC51B). The transcript is spliced from 3 exons. Gene Ontology annotation, molecular function: protein heterodimerization activity; transmembrane transporter activity. The record is from RefSeq and is a predicted model, not a curated record. Gene Ontology annotation, cellular component: plasma membrane. NCBI's taxonomy places the organism in Eukaryota, Metazoa, Chordata, Mammalia, Carnivora, Felidae. The coding region runs from base 1441 to 1842 and encodes 133 amino acids. Gene Ontology annotation, biological process: bile acid and bile salt transport.